AUGAACACUUUAUUGAAACGGUUAAAUGUGGACAUUUUAUGUUCUCACCGAACUGUCACGAAACAGUGGAUGUAUAUAUAUGGCAGAAAGUGUUUAGUGUGUUUAUCGGGUAAUUUGCGAGCGAUGGAUGACAUGUAUCUUAUCCUUACAGAAAUGGAAGUUGUUUUCCUGCACAUUUUAGGGAAUGAUCAGAUUGUUUACGGAUUGCGGAUUGCUUAG
Molecule: messenger RNA, 219 nt
Organism: Necator americanus (New World hookworm)
Lineage: Eukaryota; Metazoa; Nematoda; Chromadorea; Rhabditida; Ancylostomatidae
Exons: 1
Coding region: 1-219 (72 amino acids)
Source: RefSeq, a predicted model, not a curated record